Molecule: messenger RNA, 2237 nt
Organism: Eucalyptus grandis
Lineage: Eukaryota; Viridiplantae; Streptophyta; Magnoliopsida; Myrtales; Myrtaceae
Product: TMV resistance protein N-like
Exons: 3
Coding region: 1-1977 (658 amino acids)
Biological process (GO): signal transduction
Source: RefSeq, a predicted model, not a curated record
AUGGAUAGAUUGAAGGUUUUAGAUUUGACUGGUUGCAUACAAUUAAGAAGGACACCUGACUUCUCUAUAUUCAUGACUUUGGAGAUUUUAAUUCUUGCUCGGUGUGUCAAGUUAACCACAAUUGACCACUCCAUUGGUAAGCUAGAACACCUAACAACUUUGAAUAUCAAGGGAUGUAGGUGUCUUCAGGAGUUGCCUGCAGAAUUUGGUUCUCUACAAUCUUUGGAGAACAUUAUCAUGCCCCAAAAUUUUCAACCCUUCAAGCUUCCGGAGACAUUAGGCAAACUGGAAUCUUUGUCAAGUCUUAUAUUAGAUGAGCACCCUGAAAUCAGCAAACUACCAGACUCUAUUGGACAAUUGGUGAAGCUUACACAUUUAUCUUUAUGUGGGUGUGUUAAGAUAAAGGAACUUCCAUGCUCUAUUGGACAAUUGCAAAUGUUGGCUAAGUUGGAUUUAUCAAAGUCAGGAGUUGUUGAACUACCCGAUUGCAUUGGAAAGCUAAAGAAACUAAGGGUGAUGAGGAUUAGUUUUACAAAGAUAAGAAAGUUUCCUCUUACUAUUGGACAGGUGGAGAUGCUCGAAGAGUUAAGUGCCAAAAAAUGUUGGGAUCUAAUAGAGGAAAACCUAGAGGAAAUUGGGAAGCUAUUCCAUUUGAGGAUAUUGGACUUAUCAUAUACUAAAGUAUCUAGAUUCCCUACAGUGCUAGGUUGCCUCUCUUCUCUCCAAAAACUUGAAUUGGGUUCAAGUUGCCUUCUAGAAGUACCAGAUCUUCCCUCUAAUUUAACACACCUUCACAUGCAAGCUGGUCAAUUCCCAUUUAUCCCCGACCUCUCAAGCCUCGUCAGUUUAGAGUAUUUGGAAUUAUCUAAAUUAACUGAUUCAACAGGGGCACCUGGUCCAAUUUGGACGGUCAAUUCGCCAGUAAAACAACCGAUCCAUCCGCUUCCGUUUGGUUUGACAACCUUGAAAUUUAGCGGCAUCACUGAAAUGCCACCUCUUUCAAACCUAAAAAAUUUGUCGAUUCUGUGGGUCAUUGAUUAUCCAUUGCCAGACUUCUCUAUCUCUCAAGACAUAAAGUAUUUGAAGGAGUUGAAACUAAGUAAAUGCAAAAGACUCAAGAAAAUAUAUGGUUUGUCGCUCCUGAAGAACCUAGAGCGCUUGUAUCUGAGCAGUCUGGAAAAGCUGGUUGAGAUUCAAGAUUUGGCAGAACUGCAAUCCUUGUGGUACUUACGUAUUUCCCAUUGUAAUAAGAUAGAAAUGUUACCUAAUUUAUCAAAGUUAGAUAAAUUACAGCACAUUGAGCUAGAUGCUUGUGAAAAAAUAACAGUGAUCGAGGGCGUCGAGGGCUUAAAAAGCUGGGAGUUGAAUCAUCGUGGUUGCACUGUCCUAGAAAGAAUGUGGGAGGUCUCCACACCAACCUGGCUUUCUCGCAAUAUACCUGUAUACGACGUGUUUUUGAGUUUUCAAGGACCAGACACUCAUUAUAGCAUUGUCGAUUACCUUUACAAGAACCUGGUUCGUAACCGAAUUUCGGUUUUUAUGGACAAUCACGAAUUCAGUUCUGGUGAUGGAAUUUCUAGAGAGCUUGAACUAGCACUCAGCGACUCUUAUAUCUAUAUACCAUUUUUAUCUAAGAACUAUGCUUCUAGUCACUGGUGUCUCUAUGAACUAGUCCACAUGGUAGAAAGCACAUCGCAGUCAAAUGGGAAGAAAAGGAUCCUGCCCAUUUUCUACGAUGUGGAGAUUGAUGACGUUAAGCUUAAAAGCAAAUUAUACAGAAGACAACUAGAAGAGCAGAAGUGGUGGUAUGGCGACAAAGUGAAGGAAUGGGAAAACGCUCUAAAAAAGGUCGCUGAUAUGAAAGGGUUCGACCUGAAAUCUAACAGCCUCGAAGAAGUCAUUGAAUUAGUUACUGAAGAAGUCUUGAGAGAGGUGGAAUCUGCCAACAUAAGGAGGCCCCAAGCAGGUGAAGAUUAGUGGUAGUCUAUAGGAAGCUGUGUGGAAAUAUCAUGGGAUGGGAAGAAUUCCCACCCUCCAGUGAAGGAAUGGGAAGACUCUCGAAUACAGGCGACACAUACUAUGGGAUUCGACCUGAAAACUAACGGGUACGGAGAACUAGCUAAGAAGGUUACAGAAGAGGUUUUGAGAGCAAGGCAAUUGUUAGACUUAUACUCCUUAAGCCUUCUUUUGGUUCGUUGUCAAAGAAAAAAAUAAGAAUGGCUUUGCUUUCUUGGUAA